CGCAAGCCUUCCACUGCGUUGCUGUGUUGAUAUCGAGAUAUUCCACUUAUUCAAAUAUGAAUCAUGCAUUUGAUAUUUCUGGCCACUUUGCUCGUCAGCGUCCUCUCGCCCUGGCUUCAUCCAUCUCUAGCGUCAUCCGACUCUCAAGGAGUAGAGGACAAGGUUGAGAGGGAUGCGGUGCCCGUGCUGCUGAAGCAACAGGCGACUGCAGCACCUGCCACAGACAACACAACCCACCAUGCAGCAGAGCAUGAGAUCACCUACCCCUCCCGGCUGAUCUACUACCUGAACGAGGACUCGGAGAGCACCUACCAUGACCUGGACACGCGAGUCCAGAGCCAGGCUGCCGAGGGCCAGGCAGUCCACCUUGCCCAGGCCAGUUUCCAGUUAGAGGCGUUUGGCUCCAGAUUUGUCCUGGAUCUAAAGUUGAACAACGACUUGCUGUCUUCAGAUUAUGUUGAGAUCCAUUAUGAAGAGGGCAAACCUGUUCUAUCAAAGGGCGGUGAGCACUGUUACUACCACGGCCAGUUGAGAGGGAACGAUAACUCCCACGUGGCCUUGUCUACCUGCAACGGGCUGCACGGGAUGUUUGACGAUGGAGUCUAUGUGUAUCUAAUUGAGCCCUUGGAACAGACUCAUUUGAUCGAUACAGCUGCAAGGCCUCACACUUUAAGAAGAGCAGCCUCCCUUCACUGGAAUAAUGAUCCAGAGGAGCAGGAUGAGGAGGGGCGGCUCUUCUCGGAGCUUGAUGACUUGUCCUGGCUGAAGCGCAGGAAAAAGCGAGCUAUGCCUCGCAGUGUGUUUGAGGAGAUGAAAUAUUUAGAGAUCAUGAUUGUCAGUGACCACAGUAUGUAUAAACGACACAAGACCAAGCAGCACACGAGGAAUUUUGCCAAGUCUGUGGUGAAUCUUGUGGAUGCUAUCUUCAAAGAGCAGCUACAUACACGUGUGGUGCUGGUUGCCGUGGAGAUCUGGACCGACAAGGAUCAGAUCCCCAUCAGCGUGAGGCCGCUGGAGAUGCUGCGUGAUUUCUCCAAGUACCGGCAGCUGAGCAUCAAGCAUCACGCAGACUCUGUGCACCUUUUCUCGAAUGUGACUUUCCACUACCGCAGAAGCAGCGCGGCGUACUUCGGGGGCACGUGCUCUAUGAGCCGCGGGGUCGGCGUCAAUGAGUACGGCACCACCGGGUCCAUGGCAGUGUCUCUGUGCCAGAGCCUGGCGCAGAAUCUGGGCAUCCAGUGGGACCCAGCAUCCAGGAGAAAGGAAUGUGGUUGUGCUGACACGUGGACGGGCUGCAUAAUGGAGGAUACUGGUGUCCAACACCCACGGAGAUUCUCCAAAUGCAGCAUCUCGGACUACAAGGAGUUCCUCUUGAAAGGAGGAGGCUCUUGUCUGUUUAACAGGCCGACCAAGCUGUUCGAGACAACCGAGUGUGGGAAUGGAUUUGUCGAGGUGGGAGAGGAGUGUGACUGCGGAGGGAGAGCGGAGUGCUACAAGGAAUGCUGCAAGAAGUGUUCCCUCUCCAACGGGGCGCACUGCAGCGACGGCCCCUGCUGCAAUAACACAUGUCUGUUCUAUCCACGAGGUUACAGUUGCCGCUACGCUGUGAACGACUGUGAUAUCUCAGAGACCUGCUCUGGAGACUCUGGACAGUGCCCUCCCAACCUACAUAAACAGGAUGGGUACCUCUGCCAGGUCAACCAGGGCCGCUGCUACAAUGGAGAGUGCAAGACCAGGGAGAACCAGUGUAAAUACAUCUGGGGGUCAAAGGCCGGAGGCUCGGAGAAGUUCUGCUACGAGAAGCUCAACACGGAGGGAUCUGAGAAGGGCAACUGUGGGAGAGAUGGAGAGAAAUGGACCCAGUGUAGCAAGCAUGACGUGUUCUGCGGUUACCUUUUGUGUACGAACAUUGGCCGCAACCCACGCAUCGGAAGUAUGAAAGGGGAAUUAACCACCAUUUUCUAUAACCAUAAAAAUGUGCAGAUAGAUUGCAGUGGUGGCCACGUCCUUUUGGACGAUGAUACUGAUUUAGGCUACGUGGAGGACGGGACUCCCUGUGGGCCGUCAAUGAUGUGCCUUGACCACAAGUGUCUGCCCAUCCAGUCACUCAACAUGAGCACCUGCCCCAGUGGACCUAAUGGACAGGUGUGCUCUGCCCAUGGGGUGUGCAACAAUGAAGCCACAUGCACGUGCGACACCACCUGGGCAGGGACAGACUGUAGCAUGCCUGACCCGCCUAAAGAGCCUGAGGCCACUCAGGACGAAGGGCCCAAGGGUCCUAGUGCCACCAAUCUAAUAAUAGGCUCCAUCGCCGGAGCCAUCCUUGUGGCUGCCAUAGUGCUGGGGGGGACUGGAUGGGGCUUUAAAAAUGUGAAGAAACGGCGAUACGACCCCAACGCCUCAGCCAUUUAACCCAGGGAGGGAUGGCAAUCACAGACGGACUCCUCCAAGGCUUCCUUAGUCGGCUACCUGACAGCUGGACUGCACUUACUGCUGCUGAUCUUUGGCAUUAGACUUACUUGAACCAGACAUAGUGGACAUUUUAACAAAUUCCAUCGUAGUGACAUA
Messenger RNA from Limanda limanda (common dab), 2568 nucleotides. RefSeq names its product disintegrin and metalloproteinase domain-containing protein 23 (gene adam23b). Bases 64 to 2412 code for a protein of 782 amino acids. Gene Ontology annotation, molecular function: metalloendopeptidase activity. Gene Ontology annotation, biological process: proteolysis. Gene Ontology annotation, cellular component: presynaptic membrane. The transcript has 26 exons. The record is from RefSeq and is a predicted model, not a curated record. Lineage: Eukaryota; Metazoa; Chordata; Actinopteri; Pleuronectiformes; Pleuronectidae.